UCGGUUUGGGCGGCGGGCGGGAAGGGAAGGCAAGGCAAGGCAGGCGGAGCAGGGAAGGGAGCGGGAGGCGGCGGCGGCGCCGCGCUCGCCCCGCUGCCCUGGAUGACGGGCGGCCGGUUCGACUUCGACGAUGGCGGCACCUACUGCGGCGGCUGGGAGGACGGGAAAGCCCACGGGCACGGCAUUUGCACCGGGCCCAAGGGGCAGGGCGAGUAUGCCGGCUCCUGGUCCCACGGCUUCGAGGUGGCGGGCGGCUACACCUGGCCCAGCGGCAACACCUACCUGGGCUACUGGGCGCAGGGCAAGCGCCACGGGCUGGGCGUGGAGACGAAGGGCAGGUGGAUGUACCGCGGCGAGUGGUCUCACGGUUUCAAGGGGCGCUACGGGGUGCGGCAGAGCCUCAGCACGCCGGCCCGCUACGAGGGCACCUGGAGCAACGGGCUGCAGGACGGAUACGGCGUGGAGACCUACGGGGACGGAGGUACCUACCAGGGGCAGUGGACAGGAGGGAUGAGACAUGGAUAUGGUGUACGUCAGAGUGUACCCUAUGGCAUGGCCACUGUGAUCCGUUCACCUCUCCGAACAUCUCUGGCGUCACUUCGAAGUGAGCAGAGCAAUGGCACUGUUCUGCAUGACGUCACUUCAGACAGUCCAGCUGGAACAAGAGGAGGAUUUGUGCUCAAUUUUCACAGUGAUCCAGAAGCCAUGGGCAUUAAGAAAAAAGGAGGCUUAUUCAGAAGAGGAUCCCUUCUUGGUAGUAUAAAACUUAGAAAAUCAGAGUCUAGGUCAUCGAUAUCUAGCAAACGGAGCUCUGUAAGGAGCGAUGCUGCUAUGAGCAGGAUUAGUUCUAGUGACGCCAACUCUACAAUUAGUUUUGGAGAUGGUGACUGUGAUUAUAGCCCUCUGGAAGACCACGUAGAUGCUACCACUACAGAAGCCUACAUGGGUGAAUGGAAGAACGACAAGCGCAGCGGUUUUGGUAUCAGUGAGCGAUCAAAUGGUAUGAAAUACGAAGGAGAGUGGCUGAAUAACAGGAGGCAUGGAUAUGGAUGUACCAUGUUUCCAGAUGGCACCAAAGAAGAGGGAAAGUACAAAAAUAACAUUUUGGUCCGUGGAAUAAGAAAGCAACUUAUACCAAUACGAAACACAAAAACUAGAGAAAAGGUGGAUAGAGCAAUAGAGGGUGCACAGCGAGCAGCUGCCAUGGCAAGAACCAAAGUGGAAAUUGCAACCUCAAGAACCGCACACGCAAGAGCUAAAGCUGAUGCUGCGGAUCAGGCUGCUCAGGCUGCUCGCCAGGAAUGUGAUAUUGCAAGAGCGGUUGCCAGAGAACUUUCACCAAAUUUCUACCAACCAGGCCCUGAUUAUAUCAAACAAAAAUUUCAAGAAGGAAUGGAUGCAAAAGAAAAAUCUGAAGAAAAAGGUCAGGAGAAACCACCCUCCCCAAAAGAGUCACCUCACUUUUAUCGAAAAGGUACUACACCCCCUCGAACCCCAGAAGCAAGCCCAAGAAAUAGUCCUCCUCUCUCUUCUGAGACUUCUCCUUCAAAACAGCUGAAAAGGCAAAGCUCCACUUCUGGGGCAAGACUCAGUCAAGAGAAAAAGCUUUUAGCAACUGAGAAUAUAACACCCACAACUAACAAGCCUUUAUAUUCAAAAGCACCAGUGAAGGAGGAAGCAGCUGGGAAACACCAGCCAAAGUUCUCAGCCCAGCACAAUGCCAGCAGCACAGAGAAUGGGGAGCUGCAUGGUCACUACCAUGGCUAUUAUGUAAAAACGAAUCCAACAGCGCUUCCACAGGAGCUCAGGGAAGAAGAUGAGUAUGCCAACCCUUCACCAUCAACACUUGCACGGAUACCACCCUCUCAGAAGCCAAGUCCUGCUAGAUCUGGGGGUAGGCCAGAUGCCAAAGAAAACAAGCCUGAAAUAAAAAUUAAGAAACCAGAAUUUGCUGCACCAAAGAACCCAGCUAAUAAUGAAUCCCAUUCAGCAAUGGAGAAAGAAGUAGGAAACAGUUCGGUAAGUACUACAAGAAACAUUUUCACUUUCACUGCCCUUGUGCCUCCAAGUGCUGACCUUUGCAAUCUAAGCACUGUCAAAUCUUCAUCUAGAUACAGUCUGCUAGCUAACACACACUUCAUCUGGAGUGAGGAAGAAAUAUUCCAGCCUGGAAUGAGCAAAGGAGUUUUUAAAAUACCCUUUCAGAUCAGUGUGACUCUUAAUUUCAUUAUUAUUUAAAAAUAAUAAAAUUAUAAAUAGCUACGCAGAAAAGGAGCGAUGACUAAUAGCAUUUCUUUUUCAUGUUAAAAGAAAAGCCAGGGUAUGAAAUUCAGAAUCUCUGAUCAUGUUUCUGUGAUUUUUGGGCCAAGAGAAACUCAGGAAAGCAUUAGCUUUGCAUACUAAAGUUAGCCUUUAGUGAAUGAAGAGUUCUAGAUAAUAGUCAUAGUGUUUCUCUUUUAUAAGCAUUGUUUCUUUGAGUCAUUUUUGGUGCUACUCUACAGAACAAACAGUGUGUCAUUAUUGAUGGGAUAAACAGAAUGACCCAUCUAAAGUGAUCCAGAUAGCCUAGUACCAAUUGCAUGCAAAACACUUCAAUAAUUGACAUCAGACUUCAUUAAUAAUAAAUCCAGAUAAUAAAGAGGGGGAGUAAUUUCCCACCAACAUGAAUUGGAAGUGAUCUUGUCAAACAAGUUUGGCAUCUUCAGGUGUGGCAGAAGAAUCAUCGUCUCAAUCAAGAAGGUCACUUGAUUUGCUUUUACAUGGUCAUGUAUUCUGACAGGGAAAACAGAGUAAUGCAAAGGCUAAAUGUCGCAUAAAAAGAAUUUUUUUUAAACUGACUGAUGGUUCUCAAAAAGUAAUUAGAAAACUAUCCAUUAUUUGAUAUUAUUCUGGUGAGGUCAUUCUUACAUUAAUUCUGUUACUCUGAUCACAUUCUUGUAAAUGACAUACAAGAGGGCGUGAGAAUAUUGUCCGUGAAGUUUAUAGAAGACACAGAGACCAGGAGAGUGGUCUAUAAUGAAGGCAAAUACAAGCUCAUGCAAAUCAAACGCUGGGAAGGCUGAAACUAUAAUUAUCCAUGGCAGCACAGCAAAAUAUAAUAUUGUAUAUGAAAGACAAUUUAUAGGGCCUUGCACUGCAGGAUCAGAACUGGAAAAGGUUGGUGGAUCAGGAGCAAGAGAGGCAACUGAACAUGAGCUCCCAGUCUGCUGCUGUUGUUCAGAGAUGCUAAUAUAAUCCUUAGAUUUAUCAACAGAAAAGAUUAAGCAAGAGUACAUGGGAGUCUGUUCUAUCUGCUUUUGGCACAGGUGCAACCACUUCUGGGAUAAAAUAGUGUCUGUAAAUCAGGGAUUUAAAAUGAAAAAAAACCUUGAGGGGAAGUCACACAAAAUGCUGCAAGAAUGAUUAAAACGUGUCUUACAAUGAAAAAUUCAAGGCACAAAAAACCCCUGAUGUACUAAAUCACUUUCUGUAAGUGUGUUUUGUAAAACAGUUUCCCAGGCUAACAAGCAAAUGUGUCAGAAGAUCCAACAGCUAGAAAGAUUCAGAUAAAAGUCUUGUUUUAAGUUGAUUUUAAGGGUCUUGAUUAAAUGUGCCAUCAGUUUUCAGAUGCCAGGGUUUUGGAGUCAUCACUGAGUGGUUUGAUAAUGAGCAUUUUGCCAAGAUGAUAUUCUCUAGUUCUGCUGGAAGCUUUUAUUCUGUUUUGUGCGGAUCAAAGUAAAUGUUCACAGAGGUUUUGUAAUCUGCAAAUCUGUAUUACAGCUGAUAUCAGCCCUUUAACCUUUCAAAUCUCACAGAUAUUACUCCUAUAUAGGGUAACACAAAGCUGACAGGCUUGUAAAUGUUGAGUGAGCAUGUACAAUUUUUAAGCUGAAUUGGAAUUGUUUUUUAGCUCUGGUGAAAGUAAGUCACUAGAAAUAGUUCUUAUUUUUCCUUUAUUCCAAAUAGUAUUUUGGAGCUGAGGGAGGCUUCAUCUUAACAAGUAAGCUAUCUGAACAGCAGUUUAUUGACCUUCUAGAAUAAUCAGGAUGAGGACCAUGAACCUACAGCCUGUUAUCACAAAAGGUGUAAAAAUGAUGAGAUAUUGUGCAUUAGCUACUGUUUGUUCACUGAUACUGCAGUGGUAUCUGGGAACUCCACUCUAAGUCACUCUACUUCACUUGUAGCAUCCUAAUUGCAUUAUUCUCAUUGCCAGCAUUCCAGUAUGGAAAGAAGGUAGAUUUUAGGAAUUCAUUUUUACUGUAACAGUAUCUUAAGAUGUACGUAGAUGUAUGUGGGUGUUUUUCAAAGAUUCUAGUCUUCUAUAUGUGUUUGUAAAUUUGCCCUUAUAGACUAAAUUUCCUACAUGCUUAUUUCUUCAAAAUGCUGAGAGUAAAAAUGCUAAACUGAUUAAAGCAAAAAAGAGUGGCCUACUGGCCCAGCAGUCUGAGGGAGAAACAGUACAGAAUGACUAUUAACUUUGCUGGAGACUUUUCGUUUUCAGCAUCACCUUUCAGCUUCAGAAAAACAGCAGCCUGUUCUGCAGGGCUCCUGGACUGAGCUCAACAGUGUGUUGGAAUUAAGCAGUGACUAAGUUAAGAGAGCACAGUUACUGAGGAGAAGCCAGAUUCAUGGAAUCAUAGAAUAGUUUGGGUUGGAAGGGACCUUGAAAGAUCAUCUAGCUUCACAACUCUUCUGCCAUGGGCAGGGACACCUUCUACUCUACCACGUUGUUCAGAGCCCCAUCCAGCCUUGUCUUGAACAUUUUCAGGGAUGUUUCUCUGGGCAACCUGUGCCAGUGUUUCACCACCAUCACAGUAAAGAAUUUCUUCAUAAUAUUUAAUCUAAACUUAAUCUUUUCUAGUUUAAAUCCCCUUUCCCUCUUCCUAAUUAAUGUACUUCUCCUUAUCCCAGAUGUUUCUGAAUGUUGAGAGACUUCAGAAUCCUAGAGUUGCAUUGGGGAAUUAUUUUAUUUCAGUAAGAAACUGUAAUUGCUUUUUAGUCAUUCUGACACAUGAUUUUGUUAUGCUUUGAAAGUAAGUCUGCCUUAGAUCCUCCAUAAAAGUUCUAAAAUAUAUUUGUUAAGGAAUAUAAAGAGAAAAGAACUCUCACUCUCAUGAAAAGAGAAUGAUAAAACAUGGUUUUGGAAUGCAAAAAAAUGAAUCUAUUAACAUUUAUCAAGCACUUUUGUUAGAUUAUCUGAAAGUGCUGUAUAAAAUUGUGCUGUGCUUUUUCCAGGUUUCCAAUGCUAAUGCAUUAAGAGCACAGAUACAGAAGGGAAGAUUUUCAGUUCUUCCUUCUCUGUGUCUAAAUCAAAGCCGUUUCUCAUACCUGAAUGAAACUUCAGCUUUCAUUUGGAUUAAGAACUUUAAAUGACUUUAUUUGCAGCAAAGCUUGUAGCAGCUUGUUUUAGUUUUCAAAUUCGUGUUUCAUAUUUUUUGUGAUUGUUACAUCCUCAAGAAUGUCUUUGAGUAUCAUCUGUGCAGUAAGUUGAGCAAGAACUUUAGGCUAAAUUUAAUGAACAUUCCUAAUGCAAUGGAAUUACAAGCCUAGUCUUUUAUUUCCUGGCACUACAUUUUAGGAAAAUAAUUUUCUUUCUUCCCCAAAUGAAAACUAAUCAUAUGGUUGCAUUUUGAACUACAUAAAUGUCUAACUUACAAGAAGCUGAAAGGGUAAAUUCAAGCAGGACUGAAGGUUUUCUACUGCAGCUUCUUUAGUGCACCUGUUCUAGUCACUCUAGGACUGUUCAAACUAAUUUUGGCUUUUGCUAUUUUUAGCCCUUGUGGGACACUAAAGUCUUACUUGUAGUAUUUGUCUUAAAGCAUUAAAUGCUUAUUUCAAAGGUGUCUCCAAAACCGGUGGUAGUUCAUUGCAUAAUACCUGUGUGCUUCAUAAGUGUUGUUUGAUCAUGUUUUAGUGUAUCAGGAAAUCCUGCUUUGGGCUGAAAGGUAUAGUUAUCAGAAGGUGAAAUAUAAUGCACAUAGCAGGCCAAAGAAUAUGAGCUUUACUUCUUUGUAUAAAGAGAUAAUCUUUAUGAUAUUUCAUUAUCAUAAAGAGAUAACAUAUUUUUCUAUGAUCUUCAUGUGAACUCAACAGGCCAGUUCUUAAGGUGUCACUUGCUUCUGUUUUGCAGAUGGUUCUUGAUUCAGAGCAUAGCCCCUGAGGUUUUUAGCCUAAUUUUUCUAAUUUUGUUGUAGUGAGAUUGUUACACCUAACCUAACUGACAGAUGCAUCAAAAGAGAAGUCACUUUCCCCUCCAACAAGCUUAAUUACCUGAGACUGUGCACUAAUGACACUGAGCUGCCAUUAGAGCUGCAGUGCCAAUUUGGCAAUCAGCAAAAAUCUGUCUUGCACCUACCAGGAUGCUGUUCCAUAAUGUAUUUCAGGUAAUUAACAAGUGCUUGGCUCCUCUGAAGACUUGUUAGGUUUCAAUUUUUUUUUUCAGUGUCAGUAAAUCAAUAUGAUUUUCAUCGAUGUUAUUUUCAAAUAUGCAAAGUACUAGAUGGCCAAAUCCUGAAAAAUUUUAAUGGUACUUGGCAACGAUCUUUACAGUUCCUUGCAAUUCCUGGAGCAGUAUAACUGUGAAAUCUUCAGGUGGCAUUCCAGCCUAUAAAGGGACCAUUGACCUGAUUUGAAUCACAUGGGCAAUCCCUAUUAGAAUCAUAGGAUUAUGGAACCAUAGAGUGUUUGGCUUGGAAGGGGUAUUUAAAGCUGUCUGGUUCCAACCCCUGUGCCAUGGGCACAGACACCUUCCACUAGACCAGGUUGCUCAAAACCCCGUCCAGCACUUCCAGUCAUGGGGCAACCACAGCUUCUCUGGGCAACCUGUUCCAGUGCCUAACACCAGAAAGAAAGGUGUUGAACUGACAUCUUAGUGGAAAUGAAUAGUGUAAUGAAAUCCCAUUUCUGUAGAGCAAGGCUGCUCACAGUGCUGUGGUAACCAUGUCUGGAGCUGUGCUUUGUUUUAUGCCUGUUCUCUGCCCCCAAGCGUCUCAUAUGCUUUGGCACAUGGUGAGUCACUUCCACUAAGGAGGAAGGAACAUGGUUCCACUUCUGUUCUGUGACCUGAUGGUUGAAACAUAUCACUGGUAAGUGGGAGCUUGUUAUUCAAAAUCACUUGGACUAAGGUGUCAUUAAACCUGGUCUUCAAUUUCCUGGUGAAUAUUUUAAACAUUCCACCAUUAAGCAAAAUGUGGGUGCUACUGCCAAUCCCAUUACCCCUAUGGCAUAAUUUAAUUGGCAUUCUGAUAAUCUCAGUCACUGUUUGAACUUGAACCUGUUCUUCUCAGCAUGUGAACAGACACCUCUGUGUUGAUGCAAAGGGAAUGUGAUGGCUGUUAUGGGUAGAGGUGCUGAUGAGGUUUAGGCUCACAAGAGAUUUAAGCAGUAUCUGACAUAAUGUGUUUUGUGACUUACUGAACAUCUGGCCUGCCAUCUAAACCACUGUGUAAAGCUGUGUUCUGACUGGAGGUGUUCAAUGAGACUGUUUCAGGAGACCAUGUGAUAUAAUAAUGACACAAGUACUAUUCCAUAGCUUCCCACUUACACUGUUGCAGCAAAUUACUAACAGUAAGUUCUUACAUGUUAGCAUUCCAGAAAUUAUAUAGUUGAUGUUAGCAUUAUGUAGUUAUGAAGCAUAAUGAACUUCUCCGAGGCAUGCCUCAUGUGAAAAGUGAAAACACUGUAUCAUUUCUCGUUCAAUAUAUACCUUCUUCUGCAAGCCAGUGAUUCUUCUGUAGCUCACAAGACAGUUUUCUGCUCAGAUUUUCUAGUGGGCUUCAUGAUUUGUGAUUUAGGAAAGUAUUGUCUAAAUGAAAAGUUUCUGCUUACAGUGCAACUGUAAAAUAAAAGAGUAUUAAAAUCUUUGUAAAAUCAUGAUGUAAUAAACCAAAUAUGUUAAGGGCAGAAGAGAAUUGAGUAUUUUCAUCUGUUGGGACAUAUUUUCAAGUUGAUCAUUAGAAAGCAUCCAUUAAAAAAAUAAAAAAUAUUCAAAAUUGCUAAAAGUAAUUAAAAAACAUUCUCUGGCUUCACAGAAAUAUUAAAAUGGUGUAAUGAUUUAAACUUUCUAACUAAUUUUAGCUCUAGCUAGGAAUGGAAGGAGUUUUUUGACUUUUCAAUUGUUCAAUGCAUAAGUCUUUAAGAGAAGUGUCUGAGUAAAUCCAAACAAGUUUAAUUUUGCAGCUGCAAAGUGCAUUUUAAUCUGUAAUGGAAACAGGUUUGUUAGUGCAAUGGUAAGUAAAUUUUCUUUUCUAUUUGGGUUAUCAAAGAAGUGUAUUCUUUUUAUAAAGCCUCUUUGUUAUGUCUGUUUUAAAAUGGAUUGGAACUGAAAAAGGAACCCUCUGUAAGGAUGAAAAGCAGAACUCUGGCUUUCCUAAAGUAGUUCACAUUCUUUGGUUUGCUUUAUUUUAAACUGACUUUUUUCUUUUGUGUUGAUGGGUUUGUUUUCAUUUGUUGAUGCAGUUGUAUUAAUCUCAGUGUGAUUAAGAACAGAGAAGUAAUGUACUGUCACCUGUAUUUAUCCAGCUCAUUUUCACACAGGUGAUAUUUAUCUUACCUGAAUAUCAAGGGUAGUGGCUGUGUUUCAGCAGUAGGGUCUGUUUCCUUCACAGUCAGGUCAAAACCUAUAGAAAUUGUGAAGUCAGCUCUUGUUCAUUGCUGUGCCUGUGUGGGAGGUUGCAUUAAUUCUAAUAUCUUUAUUUUAUUUUCAGGGCCCUAACUCAGUCAUGAUCGCCCUGGUAAUGCUGUUGAAUAUUGGUUUAGCCAUUCUUUUUGUCCAUUUUCUAACUUGAUUGGAAUUAGGAAAGGUAAGAAAGGUCUCGCUUUCAUAUAAAAUAUCCGUAUCCA
Molecule: messenger RNA, 8820 nt
Organism: Camarhynchus parvulus
Lineage: Eukaryota; Metazoa; Chordata; Aves; Passeriformes; Thraupidae
Gene: JPH1
Product: junctophilin 1
Exons: 4
Coding region: 103-2238 (711 amino acids)
Cellular component (GO): sarcoplasmic reticulum; endoplasmic reticulum membrane; plasma membrane
Source: RefSeq, a predicted model, not a curated record